This is a messenger RNA of Xenopus tropicalis (tropical clawed frog), 781 nucleotides long. It is a transcript of the gene pcbd2, whose product is annotated as pterin-4 alpha-carbinolamine dehydratase/dimerization cofactor of hepatocyte nuclear factor 1 alpha (TCF1) 2. The coding region runs from base 1 to 390 and encodes 129 amino acids. Gene Ontology annotation, molecular function: 4-alpha-hydroxytetrahydrobiopterin dehydratase activity. Lineage: Eukaryota; Metazoa; Chordata; Amphibia; Anura; Pipidae. Gene Ontology annotation, biological process: tetrahydrobiopterin biosynthetic process. The record is from RefSeq and is marked provisional. The transcript is spliced from 4 exons.
AUGACACGACUGCGUGGCUACAGCUUCCCCCCACUGUUAAUCAAUGGGUAUUAUAACUACUUAUGGGUAUACCAUAGAACUCAGACAUCUGAGGCCUACUUCCUGACACCAGAAGAAAAAGCACAUGGUCUCCAAGAGCUCCAGGCAUUGGGAUGGACUGAAGUCAGUGAGAAAAAUGCCAUCUACAAAGAAUACAAAUUCAAAACCUUUAACCAGGCAUUCGGAUUCAUGACGCGUGUGGCCCUGCAAGCAGAGAAAAUGAAUCACCACCCAGAAUGGUUUAAUGUGUACAACAAGGUUCAGAUAACUCUGACGACACAUGACUGCGGAAGACUGACCAAGAAAGACCUUAAACUCGCCCAGUUUAUUGAAAAAGCUGCCACAUCAUGAAAGAUUAGUAAAGGGAAGAUACUUCUGAAGCCUUUUAGUUUUGUAUGAGUUACAUGGAUUUGUCUGGACAAACAGCACAAGAUGCAAGUUGCUCUCAUGUUUCGAUUGGCCCCCUGUACUGAUAGUUACCAAACACAUUUGAAUAAAUCAAAAUCAAAAACUGUACUGAAUGCCUAAAAUGCUUUUUUAAUAGCAAUUCGGCAAUCCAGGGGACUAUAAAUAUAAAGUCAUUUACACAAUAUCUACGCUGUAAAUAUUAACAAACAGAUUCAGAUAUGUUCUUCCUCGCUUGUAUGAGAAAUCACUGAUGCUAUAUCAUCUCACACCCCUGGGAUACAGAAGUCUUUGUAGUGAUGGAUAUAAAGGGUAUACUUAAGCAAUCUACAUUAUC